Messenger RNA from Colletotrichum phormii, 764 nucleotides. Its product is annotated as MAPEG family protein. Gene Ontology annotation, molecular function: glutathione transferase activity; glutathione peroxidase activity. The transcript is spliced from 4 exons. The record is from RefSeq and is a predicted model, not a curated record. Bases 137 to 589 code for a protein of 150 amino acids. Lineage: Eukaryota; Fungi; Ascomycota; Sordariomycetes; Glomerellales; Glomerellaceae. Gene Ontology annotation, cellular component: membrane; endoplasmic reticulum; nuclear envelope.
UUUGCCUGUCAACUCUGUACCACACCAUCCCGCCCAAACUUACUUUGCUCAAUUGCAUGAACACCUAGAUCAAUAAUCUAACAAAGCUUCAUUCUAACCAACCUUCCAACCGACCAAUUCCCACCCUACCGCCAUCAUGCCUCUCACUCUCCAGGUCCCCGACGAGUACGGCUACGUCCUCCUCGUCGCCGCCUCAACCUUCUUCAUCAACACAACCCAUGUCCUCCUGACAAGCAAAUACCGCAAGGCCAGCGGCCUCGUCUACCCGGCCCCCUACGCCUCCAACGAGCAGGCCGAGAAGGACCCCAAGGCAUACCAGUUCAACUGCGCACAACGCGCCCACGCAAACUUCACCGAGAACCAGCCCUCCUUCCUCGGCGCCCUCCUCAUCUCCGGUCUCCGCUUCCCCGUCGCCAGCGCCGUCCUCGGCGCCGGCUGGACCUUGUCCCGUAUCCUCUACGCCUUUGGCUACACAAGCGGCGCUGGCCCCAAGGGCCGGACUCGUGGCUCCAUUGGUUCCUUCCUCUUCGACACCGUCCUCAAGUUCACUUCCACCUACGCCGCUCUCGCCAUGAUUAUGAAUUGGUAAAGGGGCUUGAUCACUUAGUAUGCUGCUUAAUGGAUCACGAUCCAAUCUCUUGCUUUACUAGCCGCUAUGUAAACCAUACAAACAAAAGAAUGCCGGGGAUAGCCGACCAUCAUGUCCCGCAGUAUUGUCCCAGUGAACCGACCCAUUGCUUGAUAACCGCUGCGUACAACCGUGA